AUGGAGGCUUCUGGUUAUCAGUUUACAUGGAGUAGAGACCAGAAAAUUCUUAGUAGGGUGGAGGAGAGGCUUGAUAUGGCCUUAUGUACGUCGAGUUGGUUGGAUAAAUUUCCAGAGAUUGCAUUCUGGAAUAUUGACUUGUCUAGUUCAGACCAUCUCCCAAUUUUGCUUAAGUUUUUCAAACGGGAUACUAUAAAAAUUAAACCCAACUUUAGGUUUAAUAAAAUUUGGCUUUUAAAGGGUAUUUGCCAUGAAGUAGUAGAUGCAUGGAUGAGGAGUUAUAGCAAUGUCAGGGACAAGCUGAGCCUCACAUUACAGAUUGUCGUAUAUGAUUUAUUGAUAGGGCUGGUUACUUGUGAUGAAUUGUAUUUUGAGUCCCGGCGCGACAGGGUGCUUUUCAGCACAAUCUUGAAUUUUCUUCUAGAAGACUCUUAG
This is a messenger RNA of Mercurialis annua (annual mercury), 435 nucleotides long. RefSeq lists its product as uncharacterized. The transcript is spliced from 4 exons. Lineage: Eukaryota; Viridiplantae; Streptophyta; Magnoliopsida; Malpighiales; Euphorbiaceae. The record is from RefSeq and is a predicted model, not a curated record. The coding region runs from base 1 to 435 and encodes 144 amino acids.